Messenger RNA from Teleopsis dalmanni, 867 nucleotides. It is a transcript of the gene Cpr49Ae, whose product is annotated as endocuticle structural glycoprotein ABD-4. Gene Ontology annotation, molecular function: structural constituent of chitin-based larval cuticle. Lineage: Eukaryota; Metazoa; Arthropoda; Insecta; Diptera; Diopsidae. The transcript has 3 exons. The record is from RefSeq and is a predicted model, not a curated record. The coding region runs from base 142 to 549 and encodes 135 amino acids. Gene Ontology annotation, cellular component: chitin-based extracellular matrix.
AUCAUAGAAAAAUCUUUUGUUCAAUUAACAACUUCUUGGUUUGAAAAACGUCGCGAGAAGUGUAUCUUAUAGUCGAACUGCCAGCUCCAAGGAUAUCCUUAAUUUCUGUGACCAACAAAUAAUUAAAAAAAAGUGUUCAAAAUGAAAAUUGAAAUAGCUUUACUCUUCCUUGCUGGUGCUCUAUCAUUGGUUGUUGCAGCUCCACAACGUGCUGAUGAACCAAUUGCUAUUGUGGCACAGGAAUCGAAUAUCGAACCAGAUGGUUCGUACAGUUACAGUUAUGAAACUGCAAAUGGCAUCAAAGGUGAGGAGACCGGAACAUUAAAGAAAGCAACUUCUGCUGACUCCAAUGAUGUUAUUGUUGCUAAGGGCUCAAAUACGUAUACCUCACCUGAAGGUAUUGUUAUCACGCUAAGCUACACAGCUGAUGAUGUGAACGGCUUCCAACCACAAGGCGAUCACUUACCCACACCACCACCAAUUCCAGAAGCAAUUCAAAAGGCGCUUGCGAUAUUGGCCACAGCGCAACCACAAACAAAACGUCGCUAAACGAACCCACACGCCGCAAAGAAAGAGGGCUUAAAACGUAAAAUCGGCCAAUGAUUUAUUUUAUUAAAUAUAGCACUGCAGGGUGAUCAUUUACGCACCUUUUUUUAUUUCCGAUGCAAUUGAUUUUAAGCAAAGACUUUUUAUUAUAAAUGCAUAUUCCUAAUGUUUUAAUACGUUUCUCUAUGUGCCACUAUAUUCCAACACCAGUCCAAGCACACACUAUGAGUUUUAGAAAAUACAAAAAAAAAAUACUCCCAAAAAGCACUGACUGAAUGAACCGAGCUAAGCAUAUUUUAGUAUAAAAAUAAACUAUAAAAA